UGUAUGUAAACACAAUAAUGUUUGUAUUUGGUUCUUAAGCAAUAGAAAUGUUUUCAAAUAGUGCCAUCGAGUAUUCAAAUUCAUUUAUAAACAGUAAACAAUAUACAGAUCUUUUGAGAUGGACUCAAGUCAUCAGUUCAGCGUCCCACUUCGAGCAGGAGGCAAAAAAAUUCGAAAGCGGCGGGAACUUGACGCGCUCAUUGCUCAUUCCUUUGGAAAGAAAAGGUCCAUUCGACGAACUACUUUAAACAUUAAUUCACAGGAAAAAUUACUAUCUGCGUCCACUGAUGAUGCGGAAGAUUAUGCUUGGGUACAAAUGAACAGACCAAAAAAUAAUCAUAGCAUCUGCACAAACCGUUGUCACAAUCGUGAAUGUAUGAUUUGCAAACCUUUGCUAGUGUUCAUUGCAAUUGCAGUAAUAAUAGGACUACUUUACUGGAUGUACUUGGAUCUACGGCAGGAGAUGUUUGUUUAUAGGAAAAAAAUUGAAGAAGUUGAUCGGUGAAGAAACACAUUGUUGUAAACAAAAUGUUUGCACAAAUUGGAAAAUAGCCCGAAAAAAAGUUUUAG
Messenger RNA from Bactrocera latifrons, 570 nucleotides. RefSeq lists its product as uncharacterized. Lineage: Eukaryota; Metazoa; Arthropoda; Insecta; Diptera; Tephritidae. Bases 119 to 505 code for a protein of 128 amino acids. The record is from RefSeq and is a predicted model, not a curated record. The transcript is spliced from 3 exons.